AUGACCAUCACUCUGGAAGAGAGAUACCGCCAAGAGCGUGAGAAGCGCACCAAUUCCAAACAUCUAGGACAAUACCUCGACCGAUCUCAAACAUCCCCUUAUAUCCUCACCGAAGACCCUUGGGUGCAACCAGGAACACCCAUCAAUCGUCCCGUCCCAGAAGGCGGCCAUGUGAAAAUCGUCAUCUUCGGAGCCGGAUUCGGAGGCUUGUGCGCCGCCGUUCGAGCUCUACAAACCGGAGCUGCACGUAGUUUGGAAGAUAUUCUCAUCGUCGAUUAUGCGGGAGGUUUCGGAGGGACUUGGUGGCAUAAUCGCUACCCGGGAUUAAUGUGUGAUUGCGAAUCGUACAUUUAUCUUCCAUUGCUCGAGGAAACGGGAUAUAUGCCCACGAGAAGAUUUGCCGGUGGUGAGGAAAUCAGACAGUAUUCGGAUCUUCUGGCGAAGACUUUUGGAUUGCAUGGUCGAGCCAUGUUUCAGACUCGAGGGAGGAGUCUUACGUGGGAUGAUGAAGCUAAGAAUUGGGCGUGUGAGGUUGCUGUUAAGCCGAAGGGGGGAAAGGAGUAUCCUGCGACUUUUACGGCGGAUUUCGUGGUGCUUUCUUCUGGGGGAUUCACAGAUCCUAAACUACCGGAUCUUUCUGGAAUGGACAAGUACGAGGGCAAGAUGUUACAUACUGGACGAUGGAAUUAUGAUAUCACGGGAGGAUCACCUGCAAACCCCGAGCUGACCGAGCUGAAAGGGAAGAGAGUAGCUAUUGUCGGGACUGGAGCUACCGCCAUGCAAGCCGUUCCUGCCACGGCAAAAUGGGCAAAGGAGCUAUAUGUCUUCCAGCGAACCGCAUCAUCAGUCGACAUUCGAAACAAUCGAGACACCGAUCCUGAGGAAUGGAAGACUAAAAUAGCAAACAAAAAAGGCUGGCAAAUAGAACGAGCCGCCAACUUCCAGCGUUUCGUCGAAGGACCAGACAAUCGACCCGAGGUGAACAUGGUCGACGACGGAUUCUCACACAUGCCCAGUCUAGGCGCAGCAUGGGGCAAUUCMUCCCAGGUCUCGCCCAACGACAUAGAAAGCUAUGUAGCAGCCAUGCUAGAAUUGGACCGUCCCCGUUCCGAGCGUGUACGCCAACGAGCCUUGGAUAUCGUCAAAGACCAAGAGACAGCAAAGUCCCUUCAAGCAUGGUAUCCAGGCUGGUGCAAACGUCCCACCUUCCACGACGAAUACCUCCAAGCUUUCAACGAGCCAAACGUACAUCUCGUAGACACAGACGGCAAAGGUGUCGAAGCAUUAUAUCCUGAAGGCAUCACUCAAAACGGCAAGGAGUAUCCCAUAGACGUCAUCAUCUGGUCUACAGGCUACGGAUCUCCUCUAACGGAAUCCCUGGCGGGUAAAGCCCUUAUUAAAGUCAUAGGCAAGAAUGGUCAUGAUAUGGAAGAUCGAUUUGGGACUGCGCAAUUAAUGUCUCUGCAUGGAAUCGCUGCUCAUCAUUUCCCUAAUCUCUUCUUCACGGGCCUCUCUCAAGCGGGCGUGGGAGCUAAUCAGACGUCUCGAUUGGAUGAACAGAGCGUACAUAUUGCGCACAUCAUCAAAGAGGCCGAAAAGAUGAAGAAGGCUACUUCAGGAGAGCAGCAUACUACUGUUGUAGUGGAGGCCACUGAGGAAGCGUGUGAAGCGUGGGGAGAUAAAGUCGCUGGUAUCGCACAUAUGGCUGCGCCUAUGCAGGGUUGCUUGCCGAGUUACUUCAACGGCGAAGGCAUGACGGCGAAAUUCAACGAAGCGCAGCAGAAAGGUGCUGCGAGGAGCGCGUUGUGGGGACAUGGAUUUACGGAUUAUGCGAGAAUUCUGGCGGAGUGGAGGGAGAAAGGGGAAUUGGAGGGAUUUGCGGUUACUGCUGCUGUGUAG
Ramularia collo-cygni is the source of this 1899-nucleotide messenger RNA. RefSeq names its product related to monooxigenase. NCBI's taxonomy places the organism in Eukaryota, Fungi, Ascomycota, Dothideomycetes, Mycosphaerellales, Mycosphaerellaceae. The record is from RefSeq and is a predicted model, not a curated record. The transcript has a single exon. Gene Ontology annotation, molecular function: flavin adenine dinucleotide binding; N,N-dimethylaniline monooxygenase activity; NADP binding. The coding region runs from base 1 to 1899 and encodes 632 amino acids.